Molecule: messenger RNA, 1255 nt
Organism: Drosophila biarmipes
Lineage: Eukaryota; Metazoa; Arthropoda; Insecta; Diptera; Drosophilidae
Product: pseudouridylate synthase TRUB2, mitochondrial
Exons: 4
Coding region: 210-1052 (280 amino acids)
Biological process (GO): pseudouridine synthesis; RNA processing
Molecular function (GO): RNA binding; pseudouridine synthase activity
Source: RefSeq, a predicted model, not a curated record
GUUUCUUAUUAGUAGAGAAUAUAGCGCAAAUGAAAGGCUAAUAUUUUUCAAAUUAUAACAAAGAAACAAAGGCUUUAUUCGCAAUUAAAUAAAAACAAAAGAUUAUCCGAAUUCUAAGAGAUCAUCAUAUUCACAUUUUGGCUUGAGCCUUGUGCGCCGAUCCGACACUUUCUGUCCAGCUUUGCUGAAGCACCUUUCGGACUCACACGAUGUUCCUGGUACACAAAGGACUCAACGAAAUGGAGCAGCGGGAGCCACGUAAAUCGCGGGAAGACAGACCCCUCCUGGGCACAAGAACAGCCGCUGAUCCCGUGCUGCACAAUGUUGCUUGCAGGACGGAUCUCUCAGAUCACGUUCUUUCCGCUGGACCUCGAUACCUUCCUAAAGACCUGAGCUGCUCCACAGUGUCCAGCCUGGGGGAUUACACCAGCGGAGUCCUUCUUUUUGGGAUCAAUAAGGGAACAGGCCAGUCUAGCAGAAUACGGAAAAACAGGCCUGUACGAGUCUACCAUAUAACCGGCCGCCUUGGCUGCGCUACAGAGAACCACUUACCAGACUCACGGGUCACUAUGCGAGCAAACCAUCGGCACGUGUCUGCGGACAGGAUCAGCGGUCUGGCCGCCUCCAUGCAGGCCUCGCACCAGCGCAAAAUGUUUGAGCUCUGCGGCGUCGAUUUGCAAACACAGGAGGCAUACGAAAUGGCCUGUAGGGGGCUCCUCCGUCCAGCGAACGAAAACCAGCCCAUUGUUUACGGCAUAAAGCUAAUCCACUUUGACAGGCCUCACUUUACCUUAGAACUGCAUUCUAUCAAUGAGACGCAGGACUAUCUAACCGCCCUAGUGCACGACUUAGCCUUGGAACUACGCACUGCCGCGCAUUGCUCCCAGCUACGAUGCGUCCGGCACGCUCACUUCGAUGUUAGGGAUAGUUUGCUCAGAAACUCUUGGCACUUGCCAGGCAUUAUAAAGAACUUACGCCAUCAGGGAGACAUCCUACGCGCGCACCCACAACUUCUACGACAGCACCGAGUCGUGCUAAAAGCUACGUACUAAUUAGAUAACAAAUAAAAUACAAAUUUGUAAUUGAGAGUUAAGAAUUUCCAGUAGAGUUUUGGUGCACAGGGGUUGACAGGAAGGGUAUAAGCGUGAGGUUGGUCAUUUUAUUAGGGAAACAGCAACGGCCGCGUUGUUUUAGUCUAGUGCUGAAAUGUCAAUUUACAUCUUUUCGAAUAAAUGAAUACUACGUUAAGCACAAU